Macrobrachium nipponense is the source of this 1734-nucleotide messenger RNA. RefSeq lists its product as uncharacterized. Lineage: Eukaryota; Metazoa; Arthropoda; Malacostraca; Decapoda; Palaemonidae. Bases 56 to 1195 code for a protein of 379 amino acids. The transcript has 9 exons. The record is from RefSeq and is a predicted model, not a curated record.
GAGUCAUUACUUGAUCUCUCUAGAAGUGCAGCCGAAGUCCUUCUCUUACAGAAACAUGAAGAAGAAAGUAUUCCUAGUAGUAUCCUUGGUCCUCUGCGUGACUCAAUCUUCCGCAGCUCCUAAGGUCGAGAAUCAGCAACAAGAAAGUCAACCAUCUAAAGAGGAAAUGGAAGCAGAAAUCACGCAGAGUGAAAGAGACGACAAACUCUUCGUCGCCCUCGUCCAAGUCUCUCCUGACGAGUGUGACGCCGGGGAUGGCAAAUUGGGCACUUGCAUGCCCUCCUACGAGUGCACCAAACGCGGAGGUGUGUCAUCGGGAGGAUGCGCCAAGGCCUUCGGUACCUGCUGUCUAGUUGAAAGAACAUGUAACAGCGAGACGAGUUUGAACAACACGUACUUCGUCAACCCGAGUUCGGAAACGGAGACUGAGGGAGCGUGCAUUUUGACUGUCAACCGGGCGACGCCCAAUAUCUGUCAGAUCCGAUUAGACUUCGAAACUUUCCAAAUCUCGCAGCCGGACGACAAUGGCCACUGCAGCGAUUUCUUCAUGGCGUCCGGUGUCAACAUGCCACCGAACACGAUCUGCGGUAAAAUUGAUGGCCAGCACAUGUACUUGGACGUGGCUCCCAACGGUGGAGCGAUCAAGCUGACGGUCGACAGACAAACCCUGACGGCGAACAACAAGAACUGGAACAUUAAGGUGACGCAGAUCUCCUGUGACUCCAAAUAUAAAGCUCCUGAAUCCUGUCUUCAGUAUUACACAUCAACCUCAGGAACUGUACAGAGCUUCAAUUUCGCCACGAACAACAACCAAGUAACGCAGCUGGCGAACCAGAACUACGGAGUCUGCAUUAGGAAAGCUCCUGGUUACUGUGGCAUCAUUUGGGAGAGAGACAAUACUACGAAUCUCGGUUUCACCAUGUCAGGAGCUGUAGAUGCAGUGUUUCCAGAUCUUUUAGGCCAACCAUCAGUUGCUGACUUCAACGGAGAUUGCCUGUCGGACUAUGUGGUCAUACCGGAAGGUGUCACCGACUUGUCUGAACAGCACGAUCGUUUCUGUGGUCUUGGAUUCCCCAAGUGGGUGAUGAGUACGGCGACGCCUUUCGUUCUCUACGUCAGGACUGACAGCGCCGAGACGGUAGACGGUUCUAAUCUUGGCUUCAGCCUUACUUAUCGACAGACAAACUCCUGCUAAGACGUUUGGAAGGAAUAAGGAGCAGUAACAACCCAUGCUAAGAGACACACACACACACAAGGCAGCUGAGACGUCUGAAGCCCUAAUUUGACGCGUAGUAGGAAGUGGGUGGGGUAAAACUUGACCGGAGAAUCGCUCUUUUUAUACGACUGUGAUUGUUUAAGUGGGUGUAGCCGUGUAGGCGCCAGGGCUAGGUAAGGUAAGGUCGUCUUGAGUAAGCUACCUCACUCACCUGUAAACUUGGAUAGUUUCAUCUGAUUGAUUUGAUGAAAAUAACUAUUGGCACAACACCGUAUGAAUCUAUUUGAAAUAAUUGAUUUUGCACACAAAAAAGUGUCGUUAUAACGAUAGUGGUCGUAGAAUGCAAUACAAUUUUACCUUAAGAACGAGUUACAAAAAUAGAAAGACGAAGGACGCUUGUACCAUUUUCGGUGAUAAUUUUGACUAAAUGUUUGAUUAUGUUUAUAUUUGUGCAUGUACUUGGAUAGGCGUAAACACACACACACACAUAUAAAUAUAUGAAUAUAUAUAUAUAUAUA